Messenger RNA from Mesocricetus auratus (golden hamster), 4636 nucleotides. RefSeq names its product 5-hydroxytryptamine receptor 1A (gene Htr1a). Bases 797 to 2065 code for a protein of 422 amino acids. Gene Ontology annotation, cellular component: plasma membrane. The transcript has a single exon. The record is from RefSeq and is a predicted model, not a curated record. Gene Ontology annotation, biological process: regulation of vasoconstriction; regulation of behavior; adenylate cyclase-activating adrenergic receptor signaling pathway. Lineage: Eukaryota; Metazoa; Chordata; Mammalia; Rodentia; Cricetidae. Gene Ontology annotation, molecular function: G protein-coupled serotonin receptor activity.
UCUCCCUCUAGUUUGCUGGGCAGGAGGCGGAGUUUAAUCUGUUAAAACAUUGGUUUGACUGGCGGAUCGGAGUGGGCAUAUGAAGUGAGUUCUGAGUGUGUCGACUCGAAUGUAAAGAUGCCAGUCUAGAAGGAUAGGAGGGCGGGGACCUAGAGGAAGGAGGCAGUCUGGGCUGGGGAAGUCUUGGGUGGUGGGGGUUAGUGUGGGAGGAAGGGAGACCAGCUGUCUGAACAACACAUAGAGGGGUAAAGAAAGAGAGAGGUGAGAAGGAAAGGGGAACUGAAAGGGAAAGCCAGUGGGAGGAAACUGGGAGAAGGAGGCUGUAAAAAGGAAAACGGAGAGGGGUGAAGUCCAGAGAGAGAGGGAGAGAAGGAACUAGGAGACCAGGGUCACAGAAUGACCCCAGAGCUUGGGGUUUCUGAGAUUCCAGACUGAUUGCUAUUCGGCAGAGUCCCGGCUCCCGUAGCUAGUUGGGCAGCGACAAAGUGAAAUGGACAGCGUGAGACAGAUGUUCCAGCCACCUCUCCACCACCCAGAGAUUUGGAAGCUGCUCUGGGGCCAACUACAGUUUCCUAGCUGGAGUCUUUGAGCGCUCGGGACCCGCGGGAGCCAAGCAAGAGAGAGCGCCGGGAAGCUGCGUCUCCAGAGCAGUAAGAACUUCUUGCUCCAGUUCCUGGAUCCCCUCCCUCUGAAAUUCCCCAGAAGAGGAGGAAGACCCUAGGGGGAGGGGCGAGGGAGAUUCCCUUGCAGCUCUUUCUCCCUCCCUUCCCCCACCCCACCGGGCGUGCAAGCAGGCAUGGAUAUGUUCAGUCUUGGCCAGGGCAACAAUACCACAUCGUCCCAGGAGCCCUUCGGGACAGGCGGCAACGUUAGUGGCAUCUCCGACGUGACCUUCAGCUACCAAGUGAUCACCUCUUUGCUUCUGGGCACGCUCAUUUUCUGCGCGGUGCUCGGUAAUGCCUGCGUGGUGGCUGCCAUCGCCCUGGAGCGCUCCCUCCAGAAUGUGGCCAACUAUCUUAUCGGCUCCUUGGCGGUCACCGACCUCAUGGUGUCAGUGCUGGUCCUGCCCAUGGCUGCACUGUACCAGGUGCUCAACAAGUGGACUCUGGGCCAGGUCACCUGCGACCUGUUUAUCGCCCUGGAUGUGUUGUGCUGCACCUCGUCCAUCCUGCACCUGUGCGCCAUCGCGCUAGACAGGUACUGGGCAAUCACUGACCCUAUAGACUACGUGAACAAGAGGACGCCCCGGCGCGCUGCUGCGCUGAUCUCGCUCACUUGGCUCAUUGGCUUUCUCAUCUCCAUCCCGCCCAUGCUGGGCUGGCGCACCCCGGAAGACCGCUCGGACCCCGAUGCAUGCACCAUCAGCAAGGAUCACGGCUACACCAUCUACUCCACUUUCGGCGCUUUCUAUAUCCCGCUGCUGCUCAUGCUGGUUCUCUAUGGGCGCAUCUUCCGAGCCGCGCGCUUUCGGAUCCGCAAGACUGUGAAGAAGGUAGAAAAGAAGGGAGCAGGCACGCGCCUCAGUACAUCUUCGGCCCCGCCCCCCAAGAAGAGCUUGAACGGACAGCCAGGUAAUGGGGACUGGAGGCGCAGCGCUGAGAGCAGGGCUGUGGGGGCUCCGUGCGCAAAUGGCGCGGUUAGGCAGGGUGAUGACGAUGCCACCUUGGAGGUGAUCGAGGUGCACCGAGUGGGUAACUCCAAAGACCACCUGCCGCUGCCCAGCGAGUCGGGAGCUACCUCCUAUGCCCCCACCUGCCUGGAGAGAAAAAAUGAGCGGAAUGCUGAGGCAAAGCGCAAGAUGGCCCUGGCCCGUGAGAGGAAGACAGUGAAGACGCUGGGCAUCAUUAUGGGCACUUUCAUCCUCUGCUGGCUGCCCUUUUUCAUUGUGGCUCUGGUCUUACCUUUCUGUGAGAGCAGCUGCCACAUGCCUGCCUUGUUGGGUGCCAUAAUCAACUGGCUGGGCUAUUCCAACUCUCUGCUCAACCCAGUUAUUUAUGCUUAUUUCAACAAGGACUUUCAAAAUGCGUUUAAGAAGAUCAUCAAGUGCAAGUUCUGCCGCCGGUGAUGAUGAUGACAAUGAUGAUGAUGAAGAGGAGGCUGGCGUUGAUGGAGAAGGAGGAAGAAGGGGAGGACUGCAGGGGUUACAGGACCCUCCCCAUUCGCUCAGUAUCUCAGCCCUGGGUUUGCUUUUCCUGUGACAUGCAGCUUCUCGGCCCAUGCUUUCAGAUCUUGCUCUCUGUCUAUUCCAUUUCAAGGGACAGUGCUCUUUGCAGAAACCUUAGAAGUCUCCUAGAGUCUGCAAAAAGCUAUUGGCCAAGUCUUCGGCCCUAGGAUCAGUUUUAAUAGUUGCAAUAACCUCCUUCCUCUCCGAAAUUAAACCUCGGUGGUUCAAGGCAGAAAAUCCAAACAGAAAAUAUAAGCUGCAUGGACGUCUGCCAGGAGAACUGCCACCUCUCUGCCCUACUUCUGGAGCUUUGAGAUUCAAGACUUUGCUCUGUCUGCCCCUCCCUCCUGCUUUAGAAACACCUACUUCCCUUUGGGUGUCAACCUUCCCCAUUGAGUCUGGCUCCUAUGCACUCACUUCUGGUCUGAAAAGCAUUUGGGACUACUUUGACCUGUAGGGCCCAGGAAAUCUCUGCCUUGCUCUGUAGCAAAUGCGAGGCCCACUCCCACCCACCGUACCCAGAGCUCACUUUCUGUGUUUUCUUGAACUCAAAAAUCAAGUGGCAACGUGUCUGUUGGAAUGGACUUAUAAAUAUACAAGGCCAGUGGGGAAAAUCCAGGAAAGCUUGUGGAUGGUUUCUCUUCUUGGUGUCAGCUCUCACCAAAGAAACUGACAAUCAGACUAUUUAGAAAGCAGACUCUUAUUUGUAUACUUUGGUGGCCUUUCUGUAAGUUCUAGCAUGGCCAUGUGUCUACUGCAGGAGGCGCCCACUGCUGGCUAGGGAGGAUGAACUGGGGAUGCAGACCAGGGACAGCACACCCCACCUUCCCUUUGGUUUCUGGAGGAGAGUUCCCUAGAGCACCCUGGGUUUGCAGCAUCCAGAUUCCUCUGUCUCACCUCGCUCACAGAGUCCAGGAAAUGGUAGAGAAGCUAGAGUUUGUGCAAGAGAGAGCAGACCUUGCAACAUGUGCCCGAGACCAAGAAACCUCUCAAGAGUGUGGGUGUGGGUCAUGUAGAGAGAGGCAAAGAGCAAAAAGAUUUGUAAGUGCUUCCAACUCUGGGGCCGCGAGUCCUGAGGAACUCUAAAGGGGCAACUUUAACCAUAGGAUGUAACUUUGCUCAAUCCGCCCCUGUUGAUCGAGGAAUCGCUUUGUUUAGCAUAUCCGAAUAAUGUCUAGAUGCAUUCUCCCAGACACCCGGGACGCACACAAAAUUAGCAGAACUCUGGGCUCUCAUUUGAAGGGUUUCAACACUUCACUAUUACCUAGAAUCUUGAUCUCAGAGGAGUGGAGCCCUGAGAGGACAGGUUAGAGGGAGCUCACCAGUCUCGGAAUCUAGAGGAUUAAUUUCUCCCUGGCUCUUGAAACCCCACGGUUCUGUUGCGAAAAUCGGUUUGUGUCUUGGGUCCUUUCAGUUUGUAGUUCAGGUUGUACAGAGUUUUUGUUUGUUUGUUUGUUUGUUUUUGUUGUUGUUUUGCUUAGGCAUUCUCUCCCUGCAGUUAUUUUUGCUGCCCCCUCCUCCACAAGGAAAGUUAUUUUGGUGCAUUUUUUGAAUGUACAUUCCCAGCUACGAGAGUGGGCAUCAAGGGGUUUGUGUUACAUCUGAAUCUCGAAUUUUCUGCUGAAUUAUGAUUUCAUUUUCCAGUAAUUAUACGGAGUUCCCUUCAGUUGUAUCUUUCCCAUGUCUGCACCUGCUGUUUUGAAAACCCGUGUUGCAUAUUUUCGCUGGGGAAGUUGCCGGUUAGAUGUCCCCCUUGUGUUUAUAAAUGGGGAAAAGACGGGAGCCACAUGAAGCCAUGGUUUUGUUUGUCAAACUGAACAAAGCCUCUAUUUGUGUCUUUUGCUCUACUCUAAAGUGGGGAUGAGUAUGGCAUCUAAUUGUAAAAGAGCCAUUUCAGACCUUAACUCUUAAGCCUGCUGGGCAUCUGCAUGUGAGAGGUUCAUGGGAGCUGCAUGGGGACAAUAAAGGAUGCAAGGGGCUUCUCUAGCACAAGUUUGGAAAUUAAAAUUUGCCCUUUUUUUCUCACCAAAAUUAAGCAGAACUCUAUGACAAAAAAUUUUUUCUGUGUGUUUUAUUAUUUUUAGAACAGAUUCUUUCUUUGAAAUAAAUCAACCCCCAAAUUUUAGAUGUUAUACCAGACCAAGACUUUUCACUUCUAGUUUAUUUAUAUUUUUUCCUAUAGGAAUGUUUGGCUCUGAUGGGGUUGGGGUGGCAAUUGCUUCUGCUACCUUGAGAGAGAGAGAGAGACUUUAAAUAAGACUGGGAAGGGGGCACCCAAUUGGAAUAGAAUUUCCAGUUAAUAGUGAAAUAAGUGCAACAUGCUGCAAGGCUCUAAAGAAUCCCAGCUGCUUGUUUUAACAUACUUGUACUAAGGUCAAAUAUUCAUGCAUAACAACUGGCCCUCACUUUUCCUUGUGACAAUAAAGGACUUUAACAAUGGCAAUGCUGUAAUAAAGACCAGUAACCCAUGUA